Molecule: messenger RNA, 3117 nt
Organism: Trichobilharzia szidati
Lineage: Eukaryota; Metazoa; Platyhelminthes; Trematoda; Strigeidida; Schistosomatidae
Source: the annotation of a GenBank genome assembly
GCCUGUUUCCGAAAAUUAUAUGAAUUGUUGAAGUUACCUGUAACUGCCGUUUGAAAAUGCAUUUCGUUGAUAUUUUAAAAUGUUGGGAAGAGUGCAAGUCAUCAGAGAAUUAUGAUAGUCUGCCGUCAGUUAUUAAUGCGUAUAUACAGUCUUCAAAUCAUCGUAUAGACAUCACAUCUGCAGAUGAUGUAAAAUCUUUGAAUUCUUUAAUAGCCGCUGGUUUCUGUGAUGAAUAUUCUGAAGCUAUACAAGAUUCUAUUCUGGAUCUUAUUAUGUUCUUCGGAAAACAUAUACAAACACGUUAUCAACUGUUAACCUAUUUCUCUAUAUUGAAACCAUUAAUCUAUGGUGUCAUCUCUGAUUCCACGGAAUACAAUAAACUUAAGCUACUCAAAGCACUGCAGCUAUAUACUGAAGAUUUACACAAUCUUGAUGUCCACAUUGAACCGAUUCUAUUCUCUCGUGCACUUAAUCACAUUAUUCGCAUAAUCCAUUCCAAUGAUGAUCAUCUUGAAUCAGCUUUGGGUAUUCUAGCCAAUUUAUCGCAUUUUUCAAAUCUUGUAAAACAAACACUAACAAAAAAGGAAGACUUUGAAGCCCUACGUAAUUGUCUACUACGUAUCAUCAGUUCGGAUCAAGUAAGCCGGUCUGCUUUAGUUUUCUCUGUUGCUGUUCGAUUCCAUCUAUGGAAUUCAGCGGAUAAGUUCUUUGAAGGUUUAAACGCUCACAGAACACUUCAAGUGUUAUUCAAUGUCCUGCUCAAUGGAGAUGUCAGUAUGUGUGGAUUAUGCGCUGGAGAACUUCUUGCUGAUUUAUCCUGUGCAGAACCUCAAUUUUUCACCUCUGUAUUAGUCAGUUUUCCAUCUCACAAAAACUUCAUAAAAGAGGUUGUCUCCCAGUUAAGAGCAAAAGAUUCAUCACUUUUACUAAAGUUGAUUAACCUGCUUCGUAUACUUUUGGCAAAUGCUGGUGACUCUGGUUUAGAUGAUUAUAUACGUAAAUUAUUUUUCCUUUCUGGUCAAGAUCAAAAACCAUCAUCCUUGCAUAAUGAUUUAUAUCAACCGAAUGAUUCCCUAUUGACUCUAUUCCAAUUAGCCAGUGGAACAGAUGAUUUAACUGCUUCAGUUGCACUGGAUUUACUCGAUGAACUUGUAAAAAUUCCCAAUCAACAAGAUUCUACUAGUGUCAGUAUACCUCGCGACUUUUUAUUCGUGAAAACUGUUGAAGCACUACGUAAAAUUGGUGAUUCUUCAGAUUCACUGAAAUCAAAAAGUGAUUGUCAUUGGAAUCAACAGUCAAUCUCAGGACGUAUCUUUCGUACACAAUUGUUACUUAGACAUUUAAAACACCUGGUUAGCCUUUUCCAGGUUGAUGCAACAACAGAGCCAACACUAAGCGUAACAGAAUCUGAUAUUCUCUGUCAGAUACCGGUUUUAAGCAACUUUUUAUGUCAAUUGGUGCAUAAUCAUAUGGACAGUAAUCCACUUGUCGGAAUUCUUUUAAACGAUGAACACGAGAAUCUACGUCUUGGUUGUUCGACAGUGCUGACGAAUAAACUGGACGCUGAUCUAUGCCUACUGUCGUGUGCAUUGUCAGCUGAAGCAUUAGGCCUAUUAUUUCAAUGCACUGAAUUAUUAUCAUUAUGCGCUCCGAUUACAUCACAAGACGAUGAAGAAGUAUCACUGACACAGAAUACACCGGAUAAAUUAAAGCACACGGAAAGUAGUGAUAUCAAGUUUACACAGAAUGUUGCUCGUCAAUGUGGUCAUGCUCUACAAUCGCUUCUGGAACGACCUGAAACUCCAGGUUUAUUAGCUUUAUGCCUGACAACAUCUAGUCCAUUUUGUCAAAGUGAUGGUAUCAUGGGAAUGGGAUUACAAACACGUGACGAUGUCUUUCGACUGUUGAAUGUUGCUCGUCAUGUUGAAAAAUUUGAUAAUGACCGGUUUGUUUACCUUUUCGACCAGUUAAUAAAUCCCUUUGGUGUCAGUGGAAGUAAAGUGCUAAAAUAUUUGUCAAAUGAAGAAUUACGCACCAAUACACCAAAGUCACCUUUCUUAUAUAAAUGGUUUCGUUCCCUUGUCACUGGUGGCACCGAUAGUCUGAGACAUGUUCAUCGAUCCAGUGACACAAUGCUUAGUAUUGCUGAAUCACCUGGUACAGAAACACUAGAAAGUAAUGUUGACAAGUAUCUAGCGAAUUGGAAAUUAGCUGAAGGCGAUCAGACUCCAGAUGAUAUUAAGCUAACUCUAUCUAUGUAUGAGUAUAAAAUUCGUGUACUCCAAUCUCGUGAAAAAAUUUUGGAGAAGAAUGCUGCAGUCAAUGCUGAAGCAUCCGCUAGUGCGCAUAAACUCUGCGAUCAUUAUCGUGAACGGUCAGAAUUAGCUGAAUACGAGGCGAGUAAACUGCGUAUGCUACAAAUGGAAUCAAUUAGUAAUAUACAUAAUUAUAAACGUCAACUUGCUUAUCAAAAAGAACAAUUAGAAAAAUAUGAUGGUAAAAUUGCCCAAUUAACAGAACAGUUAGAAGCUAAGCACAAGUCUUAUGAAGAAUCUGAAUUAAAAGCUGAAACUCUUCAAAACAAGCUAAAGUCAGCUCGUGAACAAAUCAGAUCGAUGGAUUUAACAAUCGACGAUUAUCGAAACCAGUUGAAUCAGGCUCAAAAUCAAAUUCAAGCUCAAACAGCACAAAUUAACAAAUUCACACAAAUCACACGACUUAUUAACGAUUUGACUGGUAAUCCAUCAGCUGAACUGGGAACUUCUCUAAUUACAACUACUGCAUCUGAUCGACCUACACCACCGCCGACAACGACAACAAUAACUGAUCCAAUCGCAUCUCAAUCGGUUUGUGACACUGGUCGAAUUACUUCAGUGUCAACGCGUAAAGCAGCAGCCAGUCGAAAUACCCGACACUAAUAUGAGUGCAGAAAUACUGACGUGAAUUAUCCCUUCCCCCCCCCCAACCCCCUUGUCUUCUUUUGUAAAUAUACAGAUAUACGAAUCUUUGUUGCUUAACGAAACUAAACUGUUCGCUAAUAUUUUUGUUAUCCCCCCUCCCGGUAUGAUUGAAUAAACCAUUAAUUAACUACUGUUAAUCUAUUUGUGUGUAAUAUAC